Molecule: messenger RNA, 576 nt
Organism: Metarhizium album ARSEF 1941
Lineage: Eukaryota; Fungi; Ascomycota; Sordariomycetes; Hypocreales; Clavicipitaceae
Exons: 2
Coding region: 1-576 (191 amino acids)
Source: RefSeq, a predicted model, not a curated record
AUGGUGAUGCUGUCUGUUUUCGUCUCUAGCCUGAUGGCUCUGGGUGCCGUGGCUGGUCCUGUGGAUCAAGUUGCCAAAAGAGCUGACAGAAAUGGGCUCAUGAUGCGGCGUCAAGCUGAAGCCGGCGCUGCUGGUAUCGGCGGUGGCGCUGGUAUCGGCGGUGGCGCUGGUAUCGGCGGUGGCGCUGGUAUCGGCGGUGGCGCUGGUAUCGGCGGUGGCGCUGGUCUCGACGGUGGCGCUGCUGGUCCCGGCGGUGAUGCCGGCGCUCCUGGUCUCGGCGUUGGUCCCGGCAGUGAUGCCGGUGGCGCUGGUCUCGACGGUGGCGCUGGUCUCGACGGUGGCGCUGCUGGUCUCGGCGGUGAUCCUACCAACCAAAUGGCUCCUGCCAUGUGUCAAAUUCCCUGCUCUGCUUUGCAGGGGAUCCUUGGGAACACUCAGGGACAGCAAGGCCAGGCGCCCCCUCCGCCCCCUGACGUUAGUCAGGGUCAGCAAGGCCAGUUGGGCCAGCCGCCUAGUCUCGGCCAGUCGGGCCAGGAUGGUGGUCUCGGCCAGUCAGGCUUUCAGGGCACUGCUUAG